Molecule: messenger RNA, 489 nt
Organism: Purpureocillium lilacinum
Lineage: Eukaryota; Fungi; Ascomycota; Sordariomycetes; Hypocreales; Ophiocordycipitaceae
Source: RefSeq, a predicted model, not a curated record
AUGCCGGCCCGCAAACGCGCCUCCGAGGCCGCGAGCCCGCCCCCCAAACGACGAUCCACGCGCCAGGCCGCUGCUGCAUCUGCCGCUGUUGCUUCAUCAGCCGCGACUGAGCCCUCAUCCAAGCCGCCCGUCGGCAAGGCAAAGCCAAGCAGCAAAGCGCAAAGCAAGCCCGCCAAGAAGCCAGAGGUCAACUCGGCCCCCAAACCCCAGGUCCAGAAGCUCAAGGCCGACAAGGCGCCAUCCAAUGCCAAGCCAGCCGUGAAUGGCACGGACUCGAGAGCCGUCUCCGAGGACCCGGACCCCGAGUCCAUCCCCGUGACAAACCCCGAGGCACCGCGCCAUGACGGCGAGUGGUACUGGCUCAUGAAGGCGGAGCCCGAGUCGCGCUUCGAGAAUGGCAUCGACGUGCGCUUCUCCAUUGACGACCUGCGCGCAAAGACGAAGCCCGAGGGUUGGGACGGUAAGCACUCGCGACGCGCAACCACAUGA